Cyphomyrmex costatus is the source of this 1164-nucleotide messenger RNA. It is a transcript of the gene bug, whose product is annotated as thioredoxin domain-containing protein bug. Gene Ontology annotation, biological process: cilium assembly. The record is from RefSeq and is a predicted model, not a curated record. NCBI's taxonomy places the organism in Eukaryota, Metazoa, Arthropoda, Insecta, Hymenoptera, Formicidae. The coding region runs from base 92 to 946 and encodes 284 amino acids. The transcript is spliced from 4 exons. Gene Ontology annotation, cellular component: cilium.
GGAUUGUUGUGCGUUCCAUUGCACUUAUAGAUUUUACAAGACUGGUUUAUUAAUUUAAUUGUAAGAAAUAGUUUUAUGCCAAACAUAAAAGAUGAAUUUAUCGAGAAUGAGCUUUAUAGCCUUCAUUAUACCUGUUCUAAUCUUAGUUAGUGUUAUAAACAGUGAAGAAGUUACAGAAGAAUUUGCAGCACAAACCAUAUCUGAAGAUGCCUUUAAUCAAGAAGAAAGUAAUGAAAUUCAUAUAGACAAAAAGAAUCAGUCUGUGGAAAUAAAUGCUAAAGUUGCAAUAAAUGUGACCAAUACUGUCUCAACUAAUACUACCAAAGUUAACUGCUCAUCAGAGAAAAUUUACGGUCCUGUUGAGAUUGUUAAUGCAACAAGGCUCAUGGAGUUAUUAAUCUUGGAACCUGGUCCAUCAAAUCGUUCUAGAAAUGACAAAGAUGGUAAACAAUUACCAGGGACAUGCGUCCUUGUUUUAUUUUAUGCCAGGUGGUGUGUAUUCAGCAGUCAAGCUGCGCCACAUUUUAACGCUAUACCUCGUUCAUUUCCUCACAUUAAAGCUGUGGCGAUUGAUGCUAUAAAACAUCAAAGCUUUAAUGCUCAGUAUGGAAUAGUUGGAGUGCCAACAUUGAUGUUGGUCCACAAUGGCAAGCCUGUCGCCAAAUUCAAUGACACAAUUUACACCCUGGAAUCGUUUGCUAAGUUUGUAUCUCAUUUGACGAACCUACAGCCGAAUGGUUCAUUAUAUGUUACAUCAGCGGAUUUUACGGGGCCAGUUUCAAGCACGCCCUCCAACGAAAUGGACUACUGCCUGGUAUUAUCGUGGAUCUUUAUAGUUGCUUGCGCGCUGUACUUUACAUCGCGCAGCAGAUGGUGGCAACAAUUUGUUGAACUCAUUCAGAUCACCUGGCUCGAAAGUAAUGCGGAGCAUGAACACGUCGAUUAAUUGAGGAGACUUUUAAAUGUCCCCCUUGAAGUCCAGAAAGGAGAUCCUUGAAGUCUCUUCCAAAAAAGUUAUAUGUCUGCAAGAUUAUUUAGCUUUUGGAGGCUGCAAUCUUUUGGCUAUAGAAGAAGAGGAGAACACAUUGAUUAAAAAAGGCACAUAAAUCGUAUAGUUAAUCACUGUAUUUAUUUAUUGAAAUUUUGUAAACAUGUACAUAGACG